Lactuca saligna is the source of this 459-nucleotide messenger RNA. Lineage: Eukaryota; Viridiplantae; Streptophyta; Magnoliopsida; Asterales; Asteraceae. The record is from the annotation of a GenBank genome assembly.
AUGGUACUCUGUUGCAAGCACUUUCUUGCCAUGAAUGCUUUGGCAGCUAGUUCUACCCAUAGCAAGGUGUUCUCAGUCAGUCAGAGGAUGAUGUUGCAACCACCUCCCUCCAUUGCGACAACUGCGACUAAAGUUCUAUGUUUAACACAAGUGGUGACUGAAGAUGAACUUAAAGAUGAUGAAGAUUAUCAAGAUAUAUUGGAAGACAUGAAAAUAGAAUGUAGUCUAGUGAAUGUUGUAAUUCCACGCCGUAACCCUACUGGAGAACCAGCACUAGGUGUUGGCAAGGUCUUUUUGGAGUAUGCUGAUGUGGAAUUAGAUUCCCUGUCACCCUGGGCUACGUGGAGCAAUUGUACCUGGUACAAGAUUGACUAUAAUGGGAAUUUACAGCAUAUUUCAAGCUUCAAAGACAUCCAAAUCGUAAUACUUUCACUCUAUCUAUUCACAAAUAACAUUUAA